Molecule: messenger RNA, 3883 nt
Organism: Anolis sagrei ordinatus
Lineage: Eukaryota; Metazoa; Chordata; Lepidosauria; Squamata; Anolidae
Source: RefSeq, a predicted model, not a curated record
GAUGCAUCCAAGUGGUAUCGAAGAGAGGACUGUGGCCGUUGCCACUCCCACGAAACAGUGAGAAAAACUGCACUGGCUGAAAUUCCUUCUGUUAACUACUUCAGGCCUAGCCCUGCAACAUGGAGCCUCGGCAGCUGGUGCCCUUGCAGCCCGAACCGAGUUUUCUCCGCGACGCCAAGCAGAACAUGGCUGAGCUCUCCCUGUGGACGGUGGUGGCCGCGAUCCAAGCCGUGGAGAGGAAAGUGGAUUCUCACGCCACGCGGCUGCUGAACCUGGAGCGCAGGAUGAUGACGAACGAGAAGAAGUACGUGGACUGCGAAAACGCAGUGGUGGACUUUGGCAACCAGAUGGAGUGCAAGUUGACCGCUCUGGGGACCCUGAUCCAGGAGUACGGGUUGCUGCAGAGGCGGCUGGAGAACAUGGAGAACCUGCUGAAGAAUCAGAACUUCUGGAUUCUGAGGCUCCCGCCAGGCACCAAAGGAGAAACGCCCAAGGUGCCUGUGACCUUUGAGGACAACUCGGCCUACUUCUCUGAGCAGGAGUGGGGCAACCUGGAGGAGUGGCAGAAGGAGCUCUACAAGAACGUGAUGAAGAGCAACUACGAGUCCUUGGUCUCACUGGACUACGCCAUUGCUAAACCUGACCUUCUCUCGCGGAUCGAGCAAGGCAAGCGUCCCUAUGAGGAAGGGGAGGAAGAAGAGGCCUCCAAAGGGAGGGAGAUUUCGGCAGAAUCCAGCCCAGAAGCAUUGGUUUUUAGACCGGGCCUGACCUCCCAGAUGGAAGGGGUAGAAAGUGUACAAGUCGGUGAAGACCAAGAGAAAGCUGAAGCAAAGCCCACCUCAAGUGACCUCAGUGUUGACUACGGGCUUGCGGCUUCCUCUUUCGGCUCCCAAAUAAAACGGGAUGAAGACGCGAACCCCGAAGGCCCAGAGGUCUCUGAAGGAGGUGAACUGCACGCCAAGCCGAAUACGGCUCCCUUGAGACAGAAGGUAUUGAAGAAGCCCAAGGAAGAAGAGGUGGCCCCCACAAUCCUGGAGACCUGGAUUCCCGUGGAAGCCUCCCAGGAGACCCCCCUUCUGGUCAAAGGCUCCCUCUGCCCGGAAAUGUGGCUGAGGUCUCCUCCUCCUCCGGGAGCGGAAGGCAGGGCGUUCAUCCCCCUGGAAGCUGGCCUGGCCCAGUGGCCGAAGCAGGGGGAGGCCCGCCUCCACGACUGUCCUGACUGUGGGAAGAGCUUCAGCCUCCCACUUGGUCUGCAGGACCACCAGCGGAGCCACGCCGCCCUCCUGACCUCUGCGGGUAGCCGUUUGGCCUCUCCUGGAAACGAGGGGCUCCUGGUCCAUGCUCUGGGCUGCCAGCCGGAGAGCGGGGUGGAGCGUCACUCGCCAUCCUCGGCGGAGGAGCGGGACUGGUCCUGCCCGUGGUGCCAGCAACGCUUCCGCCUGCGGGUCAACCUCCUGAUCCACGAGAGCAGCCACCUGGAGGCGGCCUCGGAUCUGAGUGGCAAGGACCGCCUGGCCUGCCGCUUCUGCCCCCGGCGCUUCGGCCGCUCAGACCACCUGCUGCGCCACCAGAUGAGCCACACGGGGGCCCGGCCCUACCAGUGCUCGGCCUGCGAGAAGAGCUUCACGGACAAGAGCAAGCUGACCAACCACUACCGCACCCACACGGGCGAGCGGCCCUUCCGCUGCUCGGCCUGCGGGAAGCGCUUCAUCCGGCGGCACCACCUGGCCAAGCACCAGCGCACCCACACCCGCGAGCGGCCCCACCAGUGCCCCCUCUGCCUCAAGCGCUUCAUGCAGAAGCACCACCUCCAGAAGCACGUCCGGACGCACACCGGCGAGAAGCCCUACAAGUGCAGCCACUGCCCUAAGGCCUUCUCCACCAAGCAGCGCCUCCUCCAGCAUUGCUGUGCCUCCGGGGCGGCCAUGACAGCGGCCACCCAAGGCCAUGCCCUCUGACCUUUGCCCUCCCGUCCGCCUCAUGGCCCUGUGCAGGUGGGCUGGCCUGCCAUGGUGGUGGCCCCUUUGGUUGGAGACAUUUUGCUGCAAAAAGUCACAACAAACGCUUGGGUGUGGUGUUGACUGUCAGAGAAAUUCCAAAUCCCCAAGCAAUGGAUUCCUUGGAGAACUUGCUGGAGAACCUCAACCAGGGUGGUGGCCCCCAUUGGUUGGUGACAUUUUGCUGCAAAAAGUCACAAGAAACGCUUGGGAGUGGUGUUGACUGUCAGAGAAAUUCCAAAUCCCCCAAGCAAUUGAUUCCUUGGAGAACUUGCUGGAGAACCUCAACCAGGGUGGUGGCCCCAUCAGUUGGUGACAUUUUGCUCCUAAAGGCUUGUGAAAAGUCACAACAAACAGUUGCGUGUGAUGCUGGCCGCAAGAAAAAAUCCAUAUUAUAUCACUAUAUUCAGCUAACCAAAAAGUGGCCAGAAAUCCCAAGCAAGGGGUUCAGUCGAGAACUUGAUGGAGUGCCUCAACUGAGUUGAUAGUUGGGCAUGUUUUGCUUGAAAAGGUUGCGAAGCUCAAACAGUUUGUUGAAAUAAUCCAUAUUGUCAUGAUACUAUUGUCUUAAGCCAACCAAAAAGGGACACAUUGGUGUUGCAAAUCCCAAGAAAUUGAUUCCGUUGGGAACUUGAUGGAGAACCUCAACCAAGGUGAUGAUCGCUUUGAUCAAGGACCAAUGAACGGUUGGGUAUUACAUUGACAAUAAGGAAAACAAAUCCAUAAUAUGACACUAUGGUAUAUUAAGCCAACUGGAAAGGAGCAGUGCUGUUGUUGGAAAUCCCAAGUGAUGGAAUCAGUUGGCAACUUGGUGGAGAACCUCAACAUUUCUGUAAAUUCCAAGAUGGUGGCUCUUGUACAGUGUCUUGGUUGCAUUCUGAUGGUCUGAAAAACAAUCCCACUUGCGGUGGAAAAAGCAAUAUGGCCCCACAGCAUGGAUACAUCAUACAUAGGACUUCCUGACACAAAGGACUACUAAACAGGCGAGGUAUAAAUUAACGGUGCUUCUUGGAGACCAAGACUGGUCGGUCCUUGGAGGGAAGACUGGUGAACGGACUCAUCUUUCAACAUGGCGGCAAAAAGGGUUCAGUGGUUCUCAACCUGGGGUCCCCAGAUGUUUUUGGCCUUCAACUCCCAGAGAUCCUAACAGCUGGUAAACUGGCUGGGAUUUCAGGGAGUUGUAGGCCACAAAAACAUCUGAGGACCUCAGAUUGAGAACCAGUGGUCUUAAUGGUGCUUUGUACUUGUGUUGAGAAAUGUCUUGUGAAGGAAUGUAAAUAUUAUUAGAGCUGGAAAGUCGCUACCAGUGAAACCAACCAUAAAGGACGUGACAUUAGGACUCAACGGGGUGGUGGCAUCUUGUGCCUAGUUUGGGGGUGCCUUCCCAUUGGGACACAGUAGUCAAUAGAGGUUGGGGUGGGACUUUAGGGGGAAGAGGUGGAUAUAUAAGCCUUAUUAUUUUGGUUCUUGUUGACACACGUGGAAUCCAAUCAUGUCCUCAGAAGAUGGCUUAGUUGGAGAGGGAUUCUGGAAGACGUCGUCCAGAAAUGCCCAGCUCUGCUGAUGUCCAUGCUUAGGACCAUAGCAUGGGGGGAUGUCCUGGGACAAAAACUGGAGCCCAUCACAGCCUCGCUCCUCCGACUUCUACAAUUUGUUGUUGUUGUUGUUGUGCAUAUUGGCUCAAUCCACAGUACAUUUAUUUCCUCAAGGCGUUCGUUCCUCAAGAUGGACCGAAACAACGUUUUGCAGGGCCGGGCCUCUCCUCGGGUGCCUCUUUACCCUUUUCGACUCCUAUGAUGUACCUUCUUGAUUGAAGCAGUUUCGUGUAGAUGUGCCUGGGCGCAAGUGCGGGAGGAGGAACAGACCUUUCCAUUUGGGGUGUUGGG